GCAUUUGUUAUCUAGUAAAAAACCUGCUACUGCGUGUGAUGAUUAACGGUGGUAGUUUCAAGACGAUUCGUGUGGAUAGCUUUACCUUGGCGAAACAUGCUUCAUCUCUUGACAGGAGUCGUGUCGAUUGAUUAUCAACGUCGGUUUUAUGGGCGAACUUGAAUGUUUGGGAGAAGGAUGAGGAAAUGUUAUUCCUGUAAGAUCUGACCACACGUUUAUCGACUCAUGUUGUGAUCCACCGCUACCAUGGCUUAUAUAAGCCGACUCGGAUGUGUACUCAUCUUGGCCACUGUGCCUCGUCUUCCUCUGGGAUAUCAUACGACACCUAUUUGAAGAGGGAUACUCCAGAACAGACGCUAUGUCCCACACUGUGACUGCGCCGUGUGUUGGUCCAGGGAUCCUGGAGGUGGAGACAUUGCCUCCGGACUAUGAUGAGUUAGUCAACAAUCAUUACGACUCACUAGCCGAUGGAUUUAUAGGUGCUGACCGUCUUCAUCUGGAAGACCUUGCAUUCGACAUGGCUGACGACGAGGCAUCGAUGGAUUCGGUGCAGCCUUCGUGCCCCGAUUCAGAGGGAAGCCUACACUCUACGCCUUUGAAUGCAUCCAUCGGAACCUAUUCGACGGCGGAUACUAGUCGAAAUAUGGACUCCACUAGGACUUCCCCGGAAAAGUCAUUGCGGCAGUCCAGUCUGGAUAAAACGCUGAGAGAUUCUGAGAACACCUCAGGUUCUGUUGAUGUAAUAGUUAAGGAUGGGGAAGUACCACGUGUUGGUACUCCAGGUAAGCCAUUACCUGUCCUGAACUCGAGGGAAGCGAGGUUAACUCGCCAAGAUAGUGGCACGCAGUGGUCACCCUUACCAAAAUUAUCCAGGAGGUUCCCGAGCUUGAAACUCUCUCGAAAUUUUAACCGGAUAGGGUCUUUACGCAGCCAUGUGUCAGCCGGAUCCACGCCGAGUUUGGCUGAAAGGAGACGCAAAAAUGCCCCCGCUAUCACCAUCACCAUGGACGACUCGGAGAAUGACUCGGCAGUAAGUGAUUACCUGAGCCCCGAAAAAAAUUACAAAAAGGACAACAAAGUCCAGUUUAGUGGGGACGACAAUAGCCUAUAUGGGACCCCGAAAGAGGAUCUACCUCCAUGGGGGGAGCAAAAGCCUGUCAGCUCUGCUGUCUACCUUAGAGAUCAAAUUAUCUCUUUCUUUCAACCUUCGGAUAAUAAACUUGCAAUGAAACUUUUUGGCAACAAAAACGCACUCAUGAAGGAAAAACGACGUCAGCAAGCAGUCGGCAACUGGGUUAUUCAUCCAUGCAGUAAUUUUCGGUUUUACUGGGAUUUCUUCAUGCUCAUGCUAUUGAUUGCGAACCUCAUCAUCUUACCAGUGGCCAUCUCGUUCUUCAACGACGACCUGAGCACACACUGGAUAGUAUUCAACUGUGUCUCCGAUACGGUCUUCCUUAUUGAUCUAAUCAUCAACUUCCGGACAGGUGUGAUUAUGAACAACUAUGGAGAUGAAAUCAUCCUGGACCCGAAGCUAAUAGCCAGGCACUAUCUAAAAACGUGGUUCUUUUUAGACCUGAUCAGCUCUAUACCGCUGGAUUACAUUUUCCUGAUGUUUGACGCGGAAACCAACUUCAGUCAGUUAAUCCAUGCUGGUCGAGCACUCCGUAUUCUUAGGUUGGCCAAGCUGCUUAGUUUACUCCGACUCCUGAGACUGUCCAGGCUGGUCAGAUAUGUUAGUCAGUGGGAAGAGUUUUUAAACUUUGCUGGUAUGUUCAUCCGUAUCUUCAACCUAAUCUGCUUGAUGUUACUUCUCGGCCAUUGGAAUGGCUGCCUCCAGUUCCUGGUGCCCAUGUUACAGGACUUCCCCGCCAAUUCGUGGAUCUCAAUUAACGAGCUCCAGAAUGCUUACUGGUGGGAGCAAUACACGUGGGCCCUCUUUAAAGCACUGUCACAUAUGCUAUGCAUUGGAUAUGGACGCUUUCCACCCCAGAGCUUGACUGACGUCUGGCUAACCAUGGUUAGCAUGCUAACUGGAGCAACAUGCUAUGCACUUUUUGUCGGCCAUGCAACAACACUUAUUCAGUCAUUUGAUACAUCAAAAAGGCUUUAUAGGGAAAAGUUCAAACAAGUCGAGGAGUACAUGGCUUACAGGAAGUUUCCACGGGAACUCCGUCAGCGAAUCACUGAUUAUUAUGAGCAUCGUUAUCAGGGCAAAAUGUUCGAUGAGGAGAACAUAAUGGGAGAACUGUCCGAGUGUCUUAGAGAGCAAAUCAUCAACUUCAACUGUCGAGCUCUCGUAGCAGCAGUACCUUUCUUUACCCAUGCUGACCCGAACUUUGUGUCAGAAGUCAUCACCAAACUCAAAUACGAGGUUUUUCAACCCAGUGAUAUCAUCAUAAAGGAGGGAACCAUUGGGACAAAAAUGUACUUUAUUCAGGAAGGCAUUGUAGAUAUCAUUACCAAGGAAGGAGAGGUCGCUACUAGUCUCUCAGACGGAUCAUACUUCGGAGAAAUCUGUCUUCUCACUAACGCCAAACGUGUCGCCAGUGUCCGGGCUGAGACUUACUGCAACUUGUUCUCGUUGUCUGUUGAACAUUUCAAUUCAGUGUUAGAACACUACCCUGUGAUGCGGCGAACUAUGGAGACAGUGGCAGCGGAAAGACUGAACAAAAUAGGGAAGAAUCCGAGCAUGGUGAGCAGUCGCGCUGACCUCGAGGAAGAUGUACAUACUGUGAAUGAGAUAGUGUACUCGGCCACCCCUAUGGGGAGUGGGUCUGACGAAAGUAUUGACAGUAUAGGGUCUGGUAAGGAUAAACUCGAGAAGGAUAUGAAAAAAUCUCGGUCGAAUUUAUCUAUAACGAGUGUGAUAUCAACGAGGAAGGAUAGCGGUGGAAGCGACAAGGAGAAACUGGUCUCUAAGGACAGCAUCAAGAGCUUGAAGGAGAAGCUCAUGGGAAAGGAUAGUAAGAUACUCGGUGGCCAUAGGAAAGACAAGGACAAGUUGACGGCUAAGGAUAGCAAAGGUUCUGAGAAGGAGUGCAAAAGUGAGAACAGGUUGACUGUUUGUGAUAUCAGGGGUACAGUCGGCGAGAGUAAGAGUGUUGGUAACUUAGACACUGUCGGGAGAGAUGUAGCUACAUGCACAAUCGCAGAGGAACAGGACAAACCUGCGGCGGGUUUGAAUAGUAACCACGAUAGAUUUGGACCAAAUCGCAGUAAAAGCUCAGAAAACAUUGAAUCUAUAGUAUAGUGAUAGCCGUCUCGUUUCCUUUUGCUGAUCAGCAAUAACUGUAGGAAGAAGAUUAUCAUUGCUCAAAAACAUGUAUGUGAUCUGAUUAGAAUGCUAACUAAUUUAACCUAUUAUUGACUAAGUUGCCAUAGAGAGAUUGUUUGUGUAUGAACCCUAGUGAUUCACUAUUUUAUGCAACUGUUAGUGGAUGCAAGGAGACUCCGUACAAAAUGCUAUGAUUGCUAAGAUUGUCUUCCGCGUGGAGUAAAACAAACUGUCGUCAAAAAGUGCGUAAAGGUUUUUUGUUUUGAACUUGACUUAUCGUGUUCGAGGAUGAAAUAUGACCAUUCUCUGAAAAGUCUUAUUAUUUUUAUCAUUUUCUCAAGCUACAUAGCGCAUAAUUUGAACAUAGCAUUUUGGAGGAUGGCUCUCCAUGUGUUUAUACAAGGUUGUCUUUUAUGUAACAUCAUGUUAUUUACCUGUUACCUCGCAGGUAAAAAAAUUCAGAGCUAGCCCACUACAUGGUCUUUUGUCCUUAGACCAAAGCCCACUCGCACCUCGGCCUAAAUUCCCAUUGUUCCACUUCCUUAUCAAAGGGUUAUCAGAAUAGAUCUUGAUAACAUCGCCCCCCCCCACGAAACAGCUUGCAUGGGGGUCGAUAGGCCGAAAUUGGCAAAGGUAAAUAAAUGUUAUGCGUGUGAAAACAAGGAAAAAGCGAAAAAUGUUGUUACUGUGUCGUUAUCACAAUCAUGUUCUUGACGUACUGUCGCGGUUUUUGUUAAGGACAUGUUUCAAGACUAACAGUGAUAACAGAUAAAGAAUAUGUCGGAGGUCAUUCGUGAUUUCAAACGGGUUUUCCGACUUCUUUAGCAUAUACAUAAGUGACAGUUUGGGCAAUCAGAGAUAUUCACUGCUGAAAAAAACGAGAAACGAUUAUGCAAAGUCAACUUUAUAACAGGGACAAUUUCACAUUAGUGCACUGUAUGUGGUCCUAUGAGACUGACAAGGUGAUAAUUGUUUGUAUAUAUAUAUAUAUCAUGGGAUGUCACUUUUCACAUUAUAUUGCCUGCGAUAAAUACCCAGAAAGGAAUCGCGAAAUUGCUGCACUCGCCGUCUCAUAUAAGACGAAAAUCUGACGAAAUACUAGAUUCAUGAUAAUCUCUGUUUCGGCCUGUGGAACCUGUUAUUCUGAAAUGUUCAUUUUGUCACAAUCAAACAUUGAGUUCAAGGGAGGGACUUCAACUGCAUGAGUUAUGUAGUAGCGAGCAUUAGGAUGAUGAUUCGGGAAAUACUUAGUAAGGUGUCUGCAAACUGAACAUUUAAGCCCGGUGGGCGGUCGGGAUGCUUUCACCUUUAGUUCUGAUCUUAAGCACUUUCUUUUGGCUGUAUCAAUUUGAGCUUGGGUAGUUAGUCCUACAUUACAAGUAUGGUGGGAAUUCUUGCGAAUAAGAUGCACUGUUGAUUUUUUUCAGUUUCGAAAUAAUGGCCAUUUCCCAGCUGUUUAAACUACAUGCACCUGGCGCGUCGUCAGCUUAGAGUUGACUAGCUGUCUGCAAUUUUUGUCGAAAAAAAUGUUUGAGGAACCUUUUCCGCGUCCUAUUGGCAAGAAUCUCUUCGUGCCGUUUGAAUAGGAAUAUAAGAAUUAUGUAUCUUUGACUUGUCUCUGAAGUUAUUUAAACCUUGUAAUCUUACGGGUGUUACUGUAGGGUUCUUUGGUGAAUAGACCCUCGCUGUCCAACCAUUCAGUAUAUAGGCCUAUUCCGUUUGUGAAUAUGUUGUAGGAUCUUCCAACGAAUAGGUGCAACUUGUCCAGUCACCCAGUGCAAUGUAGCUAUCAGUCGUUAUUUUGUGAUCCAGAUUCCUAUUAGUUUAUAAGAUGGUAAACCAGAGAGUCGUCCUUCUAUAACUAACAUGUAUUGUCUUUUGUCUUGUUGAUAUCUGUACAAAACCAAACGUAACUUGAGAGUCACAUUCAAGUUGGUAUCUCGUUCGCUGUGUCAGUCAGUCAGAUCCAGAUUCAUGCUGAAUCCCGCCAUUUAUUACCACUGGAGGAAUUUAGAACGAAUUUGGUUCCAAACAGUAUAGUCUUGAUUUUCUAUUUACAGUGUAGCAGUUGCGUGUAAUGCCCCAGUUUUCCCCAUAAUCUAUUCAUGUAUACAUUACUCUUGCUACAAAGUAAACUUUGGGGCAACUAGAAAUAAGAGGUAUCUUAUACAAGGCUGAUUCUUGAAAAGCACGGGUUAAUACGAUUUACUGGUGAAUAGCUGGGUACGAUCGCUCACUGCCAGUUGAUUGUUGUGUAAUAGCCGCAUUGAGUCGGGUGGCUUGCAUAACACAUCGGUAGGCCAGGCCCCUUAAUGGCUUUUGAAGACAGUUUAUACACUUCCUGCAUGUAGUGCAGUACAGACAGAUUUCGGGAAUUAGUUUUGAAAUAUGAUGUUUUUACUCUAUACACAUGACGGACAGAAUGGGUUGUUUGCGCCAAAGUGGAUGCAAUGAUCUCCGAUAGCAGAAUGCCGCCCGAUUUCAUUUCAGUGUUGUUACUCGUCUGAGGUAUGAUGUGACACAAGUCGUGAGUUGUAUUAUUCAUUGUGAUAUUGAGGCCAGGCUUCAUGAGGUUCAGUGCAUGCUUGUCAAUUUCCUAGACAGAAAUUUGGUUGAUAAGACAUUUAGUUCAAUUAUCGGAAACGUCCACUAGGUGGCUACGAUGUCAGGAAACAAACAUGACGAAGUAACCUUGGUUUUGCCCUUGGUAUUCAAUAUUGGCAGAGACUUAUCUUUUAUCUUCCUUGAGCUUUACAUCUAGGUACAGAGGCUUUGGCUGAAGUAUAAGUAUUGAACAAUUAACUUGAAUGGAGCGCUGGGGUGGGUUAUGAGAGUUUCACAACAUUUCGAAUAGCUGUUGGCCUGUAUGUUCAUGUUGAAACUUGUCUGUCGACUAGGAGUUUGUCACAGUCCGAGCUGCCACUAUAUUUGGCCCUCAUCAGAACUAACAUUAUAUUGUCUUGCACACCAAAGAAACAGAGAAAUAUCAAGAAGUGGCGUGAACUCCUUGAUAGCAGAGAAGCCCCUCGCACUAUCUACUCGACCUGAUAAGAUUAGAGAAUGCACUGUCAUGUCUAUUUGCACCAAUGACUCAUACAAAUAUCUAGAUGAAAUAGAAACACUGUCAUCGUUUCGUCAAGAGAAUAGAUUUUUUGUGAUUUUGGUCCAAUCGUGCCCCCUGUUGGUAGCAUACUCCUCAUGAAAUGUACUGUACUGGUGGGGUGCGUGACGUCAUACUGUAGUCGUCCUCGUUCGCUCUCGAGUGUGUCGAGUGUAUUGUGCGUUUACUCAUACAAUGUGAAUUGAUACUUAUGUAUUACGGAAUAUAGGGGCGGAUUUCUUUGUGUAGACUUCAAAUUUACGUCCUGGGUAAUGCUUAUCGACUACUUUUUAUACCUUAUGAGUUUUUACAAUGUAAAUGUAUCUUUUCCUGCAUUCUAUUGUACAUUGUGUAUGAAUAUGAUGAUAAAAUGCCUGCUGUACACGCCUGUGCCGCGUCGAUCCUGAUGUAUGUCAGUCUGGAUGGAAACUCUCCCAUGAGAAUGACGCCCGUAUGGAUAAUUUGUUUUUGCUAUUGUCACUAUAUGGUAUUCAUUUUUGCCAGACUUUUGGGAGGUAUGGGAGAAGUCAGAAAUUCAUAAUGUUGGUAAAUAGAUUUCGAAUACUUUGCUGUUAUGGCAAUCAUAAGAGACAGUACAUAAUUUCACUCGACGGUGUUGGUUGGAAGGAUCAGUAAGUAACAAAUCACGCCUUCCAAUAUGGGAGAGUUUCGUAGCCCAUGGGCGUAUAUCCGGAUGGGUACCGGCACACUCGCACCGUAUAAUGAGGUAUUAUGAAUUCAGUAUUGACCAAGCACAGCAGGAAGAUGCAACAGAAUCUCAUAAAAUGUCUCUCCUCACAGGGUCAAAUAUGUCGCUGCAAAUUAUGUAUAUUAGCUGAUUGAAUUGGAUCGUGAAGUUCAAGCAUUAUACCUGCUGUUAUGAUUGGUUGUCUGCCAUGAUGCACGCCUUUCACGGUCCUUGAUUGAUUAUACACAUUAAUAUGUCUGCUCGAAUCAUCCAAAGAAUCUUUUGUUGCCAGAAGUCAGUAUUUUUUGUUCUUCGUAGGGGGUGGGAGAGGGGGUCUCUCAUGGCAUCAAGAAAUAUUGAGUUGACCCCUUUCAAUCGUUUACAACCAACAGGCUUUCGAUAAGCUUGAUAUUGUCCAAUUGCUGCAUCGAUAAAAUAAAUGGAAGUCAUUUUUUCGUGGCGCCAUGGGCCUCAUUCAAUAGCACUGGCAAAUUAAAUAAUGAUGUAAAACUAACUUCUUGUUUGAUAGUCCUCUGGUCAGGAAAGCAAACUGGUGAACAAUGUAGAUGUCCGCAUAUGAUUGUAAAUACAUGUAGUACACUUUCCUGCUUUGUAGCUGAGAGCACGUACUGAAAGGGAAAUGGCUGAUAUUGAGGCAUUUGUCGUAAUGGCAGCCAAUCUGGGGCAGAGUCAGUAUACAGAGCAGGUAAAUCAAGGCAACUGUUACUGAUGGCGAGGCUUGAAGCUUACCCUUGGACCAGGAUGCGUAGACGCAAAACUUGUUAUACAGUGUUGGUCAUUUUCCCUUCCGAGUUGCUCUCUCAUCAACAGAAUAGGAAUGGUAUUUCUUUCCGACAUUAUUUUUUACAGAGAUACAAGCAGUCAGUGAGAGAAAUAUGUACAUUUUGUUCAAGGAUCAAAAUAAAUGGUUUGCAAAUGA
Messenger RNA from Lineus longissimus, 8002 nucleotides. RefSeq names its product potassium/sodium hyperpolarization-activated cyclic nucleotide-gated channel 3-like. The transcript has 10 exons. The coding region runs from base 359 to 3250 and encodes 963 amino acids. Gene Ontology annotation, cellular component: HCN channel complex; membrane. NCBI's taxonomy places the organism in Eukaryota, Metazoa, Nemertea, Pilidiophora, Heteronemertea, Lineidae. Gene Ontology annotation, biological process: regulation of membrane depolarization; sodium ion transmembrane transport; potassium ion transmembrane transport. The record is from RefSeq and is a predicted model, not a curated record. Gene Ontology annotation, molecular function: voltage-gated potassium channel activity.